Molecule: messenger RNA, 762 nt
Organism: Paramuricea clavata
Lineage: Eukaryota; Metazoa; Cnidaria; Anthozoa; Malacalcyonacea; Plexauridae
Source: the annotation of a GenBank genome assembly
AUGUGUCGGUUGUUAGGGAUAAAGAAGACGAGGACUACACCAUUGCACCCGCAAUCAGAUGGAAUGGUAGAGCGGUACAACCGUACUUUGAAAAGACAGUUGUCACUUUUUGUCGAAGAACAUCAACGUGAUUGGGAUGUCCACAUCCCUCUGCUCUUAAUGGCAUACCGAACAGCAGUUCAUAAUUCAACCAAAUUUACUCCUGCUCGUUUAAUGAUGGGACACGAGAUUCGCGCGCCGAUUGAUUUGACCUAUGGUUCUCCUGAGGAUGAAAGGGCUGAGAAUCUACCACAAUAUGUGCAAGAUCUUCAACAAAGCUUGGAAGAAGUACAUGAGUUUGCUAGGAAACAUUCGACAAGGAAUUACUACGAUAUGGAAAAACGAUACAAUGCUAAUUCAAAUGCUUAUACUUUGGAAGAAAAGAUUCUAGUUUGGUUAUAUAACCCCCGCAAAAAGAAAGGUCGAACGCCUAAGUUAACAAGGCCUUGGGAAGGUCCGUUUGUCAUAGUAAAAAAACUAAAUGAUCUGGUUUACCGAAUCCAACGGAAUAAGCAAAGCAAACCCAAGGUGGUACACCGGAACCGUUUAUGGAAAUUUCGAGGUGAACAAGAAGACUUGUGGAAAUAUGAGGAUCAACCUUCUACCGGAACAGGUGGGGUGGAAAAAGAAGAUGGAACAAGUGAUGAUCACGAAGAACUACCAACAACGAGUACUUCAAGUACAACGUUAAGGAGGAGCAGUCGGAAUAGAAAACCCCGAAAU